AUGCCGCGCGCGUCGACGUCGCUCGUGGACGUCGAUGGAAGCUCGAUGGAGGAUUCGGAGAGCGAGAUGGGGGGUGGUGAUGGUGUCUGUGUGCGGUGUGACCGGGCCAAGGUGGCGCGCGCGGUCGGGGCGGCGACGGAAGGGAUCGACGGCGGCGCGGGCGACGCGGACGUCUACGCCUUCGCGGCGGAGACGAGCGCGGAUGGCGAUGGGAUGGAGAUCGACCUCGCGCGGCGCGGUCGAGAGCAGAGGAGUGGUGUGAGUGAUCGCUCGAGUGGGGAGUCUCCGGGUGAGAAGGCGAGACACGAGAUGGGGUCGACGAGCGGGACGAAGAGGGUGGAGCGCGCGGGCGAUCCGAGCGCGCCGGAGGGAUCCAUGGAGGAACCGUACGCGAGAUUCGAGGAUCUGUUCGGCGCCAAUGAAUUAUUCUUGAAGUCUUCGAGUCGUGCUCGAGCGGCGCAGGUGGAUAUGUACGUUCAUGAUUACUUGGAGAGGAAGGUGUACGGGUACGCGCACGUGAAGAUUCGACGCAAGCUGGCGAACGGUCGAGGCGUUCGAGCACGCAGGGAGGUCACGAUGGAGCGACGCACCGUGGGCGUUGGGCGACCGGAAGAUGCCUUGGAAUUCGGUCUCGGUGAGAAUCCCGCGUGCGCGGUGCGACAUCCGCCUGUGCAGUCUUUGCCGACGACGAUUUCGAUGGCGCGAGGGGAGAAGGCGAGCGAGGUCAAGCUUCCAGCGACGUACGCGUCGAGACGUGAAGGUCCGCCCAAGACGACGGUGAUCGCGCGGCCGCCGACACUCGCGCUGGCGACGCCAAAGGCGCCGGCCGCUGGUCCGACGAAGAUGCGUAAAAGCGCCAUCGCGACGAAGAAGGAGGCGACAUCGAAGAAGGGUUCGGCGGUGGAUCUCGAGCGCGUCGCGCAGACGCAAGCCAAACCGAUGUCUGUGGCGCAGGUGGCGACACGGGCGGCGCAAACGAGGCAAUCCCCGAUGUCACCCGAACAGAGAGUCGUGAUCGCGGCGCGUGACAAGACGCCGCAACCGAUGCCUGAUUUGCCAGUCGGCACAAUCUUUGACGGAGACUUUGUGACGGACGCCGACGCCGACAUGGCGUUUUGGAGCAUGAUCAACAAUAUGGAACAUCAGUCACCGAUGCGUUUCACGAGAGGUGAGCGCGAAGGGACGGAGAGCCCGUCUCGUGGAAGUGAUAAAACGGCUUCGCCCAAGUCUACGGCACAAAUAUCCGCGGUGGAGAGGCGCGUUCGAGCGCUCGAGGCAAAGUUGGCAAGUGGCGAGUUCCGCGCUGCGCACGAGCUUCAUCCUUCCGCGACCAAGGGUCAUUCAUCGGAGGACGACGCCAGCGCCGAGCGCUCGCCGGCACUCCCACCACUCGAAAAGCCAGCGGCCAAGCCAUCACCAACGAUCGACGACACCGCUCGCGCGAGUGCAGAGAACAAACCGCUCUCUAGCGAUGGCGAUAAGCUGCGGCAAGCGACGAGCGCCCCGUCGAAGGUGAACGUCGUCGACGAGGUGCACUCUCUGAAGGUAAUUAUCGCAGAUCUUCAACGGCGUCAAGAUUCUUUCGAAGUCGAGCGCCGUAGAUACCAAGAGCAGCUGCUGGACAUGGCGAACCUGCACAAGGAACGAAUCGCGUCUCUUGAGAGCACGAUCGACGCCUACGAGACGAAGUUCAAGGCCUCGGCCGGGACUUCGCCGCGCACCCCGGCGUACGAAUCUGAGCACAAUUGGCAGGCGCACCAGCCCGCGCGAUUCUCUGGGGGGCGUCAAGGCGCCAUACCGAGACACCACAACACAGCUGGACCUUCACGCUACCCGAACGAAAUGCGAGACUCAUUCCACCCACGGGCGCCCUUCUCCGAUCCACGCGAUUUCAUGGAUCGAGAGGUGCGUCAUCUCGAACGAACUCUCGCUCGAAAGAACAAAAUCAUCGCUUCAUUAGCGGGUCAGCUCGGUUCAACCAAUUACGAUCGAUGGGAUUACAUCUGA
This is a messenger RNA of Ostreococcus tauri, 2007 nucleotides long. RefSeq names its product unnamed product. NCBI's taxonomy places the organism in Eukaryota, Viridiplantae, Chlorophyta, Mamiellophyceae, Mamiellales, Bathycoccaceae. The record is from RefSeq and is a predicted model, not a curated record. The transcript has a single exon. Bases 1 to 2007 code for a protein of 668 amino acids.